CAGUGCCGAAUUGAUGCUGUGUGUGCUCUAUUAUACGACACCAGAGUGGCUGUCGCCGAGCUUGAAGAGAGCGUGGCAAAAAAAAAACUAUCGCAUCCAGAUUAGUAUGUGGGUGGCAUUCGGGUGGUGAAAAAGUAUUUUUUUUGUGGGUGAUUUACGUGAACGAGUUCUUGUGGAAAAGAGUGCGCUUCAGUGAUGAUGCAGCUUUGCGAUCGGAUGAAAGUGAGAUUGGUGGAAUUUGAAAUUCUGUGCUAGCGUGAAUAUUCUCUGCACUGGGAAAAACCAAAGCGGAAUCUUUAUCAGUUCUGGUAUCAUGUGAUAUCGAUUGCAGAGUGCUAAUAAAGUGAUUCAAGUCAUUUGAGCUCGUAGAACGUGAUGACGGAAAGAUUGUCUCAACAAGGUUGAGAGAAUGCAGCAGUAGAGGAAUUUUCUCAGGGUUACAUAUACGUUGCAGACACCGUGAAGAGCAAUGAGCAAGCAGAAUUUGAAGGACCAGAAGCGGCCCAUCUAUGAGGACAUCAAAAUCGAUACUGCAUUCCGCAAGAUCAGUCCCAAAGCCAUCGGAUUCUACGUUUGGCGGAUACAGAACGAUCACGUGGAAGCCAUCCCCAAGGAGCAGUACGGGACGUUCUACGAUGAGAACACCUACGUAAUCUAUUCGGCGUCCUUGGCGGGAACGAUCUCCGAUAAGAGUACAAUUUGUCGCGAGAUCAAAGCCCCAGGUGCCGUUAUCGAACGGUACAUCCACUUCUGGCUCGGAGCAAACAUCACAUCGGAUCGCUCGAAAUCGGCUGCGUACAAAAUUAUCGAACUAGAUCUUCAUCUGGAUCACAAAACCACCCAGUACCGGGAAAGUCAAGGCCAUGAGGGAAUUCGGUUUCUGUCGUAUUUUAAAGACGAUGGUAUUCUAAUUCAAUCCGGAACGGAUCCAUCGUCAUAUCCGCAGUUCCCGCGGUUGUACCAAAUCAAGGGUAAAACAACACCGCAAUGCAUUCAGCAGAAGGCGAUCACGUGGCAACACUUCAACUGUGGUCACGUGAUGAUUCUGCAAACGCCUGCGAUUCUGUUCGUUUGGGUCGGUCGAUCGACCAGUUCUUGCGAGAGGAUAUUUGGCCUGAAGAUCGGAACCAAACUUAAGGAAGCGUUCAAAAUUCCAGAAAUUGCCAUCAUUGACGAUGGGUACGAACAAUCUAUGAGCCCCCAGAGAAAAGAGGUGUGGAAUGGCUUCCUGAGCCUAUCGCAACGAUUCGUUCAGCCAUUGGCACUGACGCCGUCGAAUGCGGACAUCGUUCUGAAACUCUAUCAAUGCGACACCGUCAAUGGAGUGUUUCGAGUUGAGUUGGUAAAAACCGGUGCCUUGGAUCAAGCGGACCUGUAUGGCCGGGACACCAUCUACAUAAUUGAUUACUUCUGCAACGGAGUUUGGAUCUGGAUUGGCCGGAGCUCGCACAAGCAAAACCGUGCCGAAGCCAUGCGUCACGUGCGGGGCUAUGUCAUCAAGAAAGGAUACCCCGCAUCAACUCCGGUAGCACGUGUCAUAGACGGUCUGGAGCCAGCAGAGUUCACAAGUCUUUUCCCAAGCUGGGUCAGUGCGGACAUGAAUGGAAACUCGAUCAAAGGUCUUUCGGAGAAGUUUGACGCAUUGACGUUGAUCCAGCGACCCAAACUGGCUGCCCAGAUUCAGUUGAUGGACGAUGGGUCUGGUGAUGCUACCAUCUACCAAAUCGGAGUCGAAGACGUUAAAGAAAUUCCCAAAAAGUACGCCAAGACCUUUUAUUCGUCGAACUGCUACAUUGUCCACUACCAAAUUUCUUGCACCUCGGAAAAUAACAUCAGUUCAUUGGCCAAUUCUAUCAAGAAUGUAAUCUACCUGUGGAUCGGGACCAGCGCGUCGACGGAAUUCCGACAGACGGGAGAGGCAUUCCUGGCGGAGAUGUGCAACCAUUUGAAGAAGAAUGUUGUGCAAGUGAAAAUCAGUGAAGGAAUGGAACCGCCACAAUUUUUGCAGAUCUUUAAAGGAGGUCUGAUAAUCUUCAAUUCCAAGAACCCUGGCGGGGAAGGUAUUAUGAACAUUCGCAAAUACCCUAGCAGUUUUGUGCUGAAAGUCGUUGGGAACUCGACCUAUACAUGCAAGGCAGUACAGGUUUCCAGCAAGACUCUGUACUAUCCGGAAGAUUGCUACAUAUUGAAAGCCCCGGACAAUGAGAUUUGGAUCUGGUGCGGGCAGUACUCGACUGGGGACUCCAGGGAGAUGGCCAAAUCGAUAGCAUCCAUUUUGGGAGAGUACAAUCUGGUGAUGGAAUCCAACGAGACGGACGAGUUCUUCAAUUCGGUUGGCGAAAAGUUUCUGAAGCAGCUGAAGAAGACUCAUGGGAACAUUAUAACUCCUACUAUGAAUGUUUCGAUGACCUGGGAGAGACAACGCAUCGGGCUGUACAUGUGUUCAUUGGAGCAGGAAAAGCAUGUGAUGAGUAAGAUAUUCGGUUUUACGCAAAAAGAUCUAAGGCCGGAGAAUAUGUUCCUGCUGGAUGCGGGAAACAUUGUGUAUGUGUGGAUAGGGGAUUUCGUUGGCAAUGAUGAUCGGACACAGUGUUGGGACUUGGCCAAGUAUCUGAUCACAACGCAUCCCGUUCAGAGGGACGCCAGCAUGCCAAUAGCGGUCGUUCGGCAGGGGGAGGAGCCCAUCACCUUUAUUGGGUUCUUCGACAACUGGGAUAAGAAGUAUUAUGAGAACUACGUCCCCUUUGAUAAGAUCCGUGCAGAGUUGGAAACGCCAGGAAUUCCGGUGCCGGUACCACGAGGCUCCGUGCAUAGUGACAAUGCCACUGGGGACGACUUUGACCGGUACCAAAAGUACCCGCUAGAUAUGCUGCGGGGUGAUCCUACCAACCUGCCUACCAGCAUCAAUCCUACCCGGAAGGAGAUCCAUCUCACCCAUGAUGACUUUGUAACCGUGUUCAAAAUGCCUUAUCACGACUUUGAAGAACUGCCCAAGUGGAAGCAGGUCGAGCUAAAGAAGCAAAAUAAAUUAUUCUAGAGAGCACCGUUUAUAUUUUCGAUUAUGCAUGUUAAAAUUUUAUUAUGGAAUAAAUGUACACCAUCGUUUUAAAUAA
Molecule: messenger RNA, 3113 nt
Organism: Ochlerotatus camptorhynchus
Lineage: Eukaryota; Metazoa; Arthropoda; Insecta; Diptera; Culicidae
Gene: qua
Product: quail
Exons: 6
Coding region: 470-3037 (855 amino acids)
Biological process (GO): cytoskeleton organization; actin filament severing; actin polymerization or depolymerization
Cellular component (GO): cytoplasm; actin cytoskeleton
Molecular function (GO): actin filament binding; phosphatidylinositol-4,5-bisphosphate binding
Source: RefSeq, a predicted model, not a curated record